This is a messenger RNA of Sinocyclocheilus grahami, 537 nucleotides long. RefSeq names its product epidermal growth factor receptor kinase substrate 8-like protein 2. Lineage: Eukaryota; Metazoa; Chordata; Actinopteri; Cypriniformes; Cyprinidae. The annotation marks the transcript as partial. Gene Ontology annotation, molecular function: actin binding. Gene Ontology annotation, cellular component: vesicle; plasma membrane; ruffle membrane. The transcript is spliced from 6 exons. The record is from RefSeq and is a predicted model, not a curated record. Gene Ontology annotation, biological process: positive regulation of ruffle assembly; Rho protein signal transduction; regulation of Rho protein signal transduction.
AUGUAUAUCGUCCACGAUAAUAUCGCCAGCCUGCAGGGGAAGAUUAACAAUCCCAGCGCCGCUGAACUCGUUCACUGUCUGUUCUCUAUACUGGAUCUGGUUGUGUUUCACUGUAAUGAGGAUCUCCCUCCAUCUAUCGUGGCUCCUCUCUUUGAGCCGGAGUGUGUGAUUUUUCUGAGCGAGGAGGCGACGCCGGAGGAGGAUCAUCUGUGGCAGUCGCUGGGAGAUGCCUGGAACAUUCCCAGCACUAAGUGGCCGGAGGAUGAUGAUGAUAUUCCCACCUUCACGCCGUUGUUUGAUGACGGAUGGGAGCCGCCAGCCAUCAGAAACCCAGAGCCAAGCGUCACAAACACGAAUGCUAACACAAGCAAACGAGAGCCAGCUCGAGUGCCUGUGACACGACAAAUGAGCAACAGACUGCCGCCGGAGCCUGAGGACAGUUUAGAGGAGUUACCGGUGAGCUUCAUGAGAGCUGUGUUUGAUUUCACAGCACGAAACCCACGAGAGCUUUCCAUCUGUAAAGGUGAACAACUACAG